This is a messenger RNA of Larimichthys crocea (large yellow croaker), 2607 nucleotides long. RefSeq names its product protein arginine methyltransferase 7 (gene prmt7). The coding region runs from base 157 to 2214 and encodes 685 amino acids. Gene Ontology annotation, molecular function: histone methyltransferase activity; protein-arginine N-methyltransferase activity. The record is from RefSeq and is a predicted model, not a curated record. The transcript has 16 exons. NCBI's taxonomy places the organism in Eukaryota, Metazoa, Chordata, Actinopteri, Sciaenidae. Gene Ontology annotation, biological process: chromatin remodeling; peptidyl-arginine methylation, to asymmetrical-dimethyl arginine.
GUGACACCAGUCGGUCACGUGCUCGUGACGUCGCUUGGAAAGAUGGCCACCUCCAUUGAGGCAACGCUGCUUCGUUAGAGCUGUUCAAAUAUUUACUGUAUUUAAAAUAAAAACUGUUUUUAUUCAGCGGAGUUUCGCAACGAGCUGUGGCCGAAGAUGAAGACCUUCUGUGGGAGAGCUAACCCGACCACCGGAGCUCUGGACUGGGUGGAGGAGAGCGAGGAGUACGACUACCACCAGGAGAUCGCCAGGUCCUGUUACGCAGAUAUGCUUCACGACCACGACAGGAAUGAGAAAUACUACCAGGGCAUCCGGGCAGCUGUAGCCAGAGUUAAAGCCCGUGGUGAGAAGGUCAUCGUCCUGGACAUCGGGACAGGAACGGGCCUCCUGUCCAUGAUGGCUGUCACUGCCGGGGCUGACUUCUGCUACGCCGUGGAGGUCUUUAAGCCCAUGGCGGAGGCGGCAAAGUGCAUCGUGAAGAAGAACGGCUUCUCUGAAAAGAUUCAGAUUAUCAACAAACACUCCACUGACGUCACCGUGGGUCCAGAUGGAGAUAUGCAGACGAAGGCCAACGUUCUGAUCACAGAGCUGUUUGAUACAGAGCUGAUCGGUGAAGGAGCUCUGCCGAGCUAUGAACACGCUCACCUAAACCUGGUCCAGGAGGGUUGUGAGGCGGUCCCUCACCGGGCCACCGUCUACGCCCAGCUGGUGGAGUCGGAGCUGCUGUGGAGCUGGGCUCAGCUGCAGUCGGUGGAGGUGGAGGGUGCCCGGAUGGUCCCGCCGCCCGAUGUCGGCCGCUGUGCCGGAGCUCAUUCGGUGUGCGACAUCCAGCUGAGCCAGGUGUCUCCUCGCAGCUUCACCCCGCUGGGUCCUCUCUGCACCAUGUUCAGCGUUGAUUUCAGUAAACCAGUGAGCAGCGCUCUCCAGUCUCACUCCUCCAAGUUUGCGGCUCAGUCCGACGGGCGCGCUCAGGUCGUCCUGUCCUGGUGGGACCUCGACAUGGAUCCCAGUGGAAGCAUCGUGUGCACCAUGGCUCCCAGCUGGACGUACCCAGAGCCAAAGACAGCUCCGUGGCGUGAUCACUGGAUGCAGAGCGUUUACUUCCUGCCUGCAGAGAUCCGAGUGACGGAGGGAGACGAGCUGAGUCUGACGGUCUGCCAUGAUGACUACAGCCUGUGGUACAGCCUGCAGUCUGACAGCCAACAGGACCCUCAGACCGAGGCUCCCCCCUCUCGGCCUUGUUGUACCUGUCAGGCUCACCUGGUUUGGACUCGGCCACGCUUUGGCGAACUCAACGACAGGCGGCGUACAGCGAGCUACGUCAGCGCGCUGCGCAGCGUCCUGAGGGAGGACAGCGUCUGUCUUGGCGUCAGCGAUGGAAGUCUGCUUCCUGUGUUUGCUCACAUGCUUGGCGCCAAAAAGGUCUACGGAUUGGAAAACUCCCGAAUGUCCAAACAGGUUAUUGAGCAGGUGUUGGAAGCCAACUCCAUUAAAGGUGGUGUCCAGCUGUUGGAGAUCAGGCCUGAGCAGCUGACCAGUAAUGAUCUCGGAGGGGAACAGAUCUCAGUCCUGAUGGGUGAACCGUUCUUCAGCACCAGCCUCUUACCCUGGCACUCCCUGUCUUUCUGGUACUGUCGGACUGCCCUGGCAGGUCUUCUCCGGCCCAACGCCACCAUCCUGCCGUGCUCUGCCACACUUCACGUGAUGGCUGUAGAGUUCCAGGACUUGUGGAGGAUACGAGCGCCGUGUGGAACAUGUGAAGGCUUUGAUGUCACGCCAAUGGAUGAAAUGGUCCAGCGAUCUCUGGAUUUCCACGAGUCCCGUGAAGCAGAGCCCCACCCUCUCUGGGAGUACCCGUGCCGUGCCCUGACCCGGUCCACAGCCGUCAUGACUUUUGACUUCACGCAGUGUGUCCCUCAGGAGCCAAUCACCAGUCAGGGAUCACUGCCUUUAAUUAGGAUUGGUCGUUGCCAUGGCGUUGCGUUGUGGAUGGAGUAUCACCUAACUGAUGACAUCACUGUCAGCGCAGGUCUGAUCGGACCAAUCAGCGAGCAGGGCGAGUGCGAGUGGAGUCGACACCGGAAACAGGGAGUGUAUUUUCUCAGGUCGCCGUGGGAGAGCUCAGGUGACGGCAGAGCCUCGGUGGCUUACAGCUUCACCUUUGAACCCGGCUCAGGUGACAUUAAGAUGGACUUCAACGUCGAUUCUCAGUGAUGAGACAGACUCUUUUUACCUCACGUUUGAACAUUUUUGGGUAUAUAUUUAACGUGUGUGUGUGAUUCAGCUGACCAGAAGUUUUAAGACUGUCUAGCACAUUUUAGAAUGUUACCAGUGCUUAAUAAAACAUUAACGGCUCCCUAUGAGCAUCUAGUAUUCAGUAGUGCUGCAAUAUAUAAUUAACCAAUUAAAUCCAUCACAUCGGAGGUAGAUGUGAGUUUAUUGGAGGUUUUGUAGAUGAACAGGUCACCUGUCUAACAAAGCUAAAUGUUUUUUAAAUCACUAUUAUUAUUAUUUCAAAGACUGUUUAUGUCAGAUGCUGCUCAUUGUCGAAAGUGAUGGAAUAACGUGGCCUAAGUCAAUGAAAUAAAUGGGAUGCCUUUAAAGCAA